Molecule: messenger RNA, 973 nt
Organism: Drosophila grimshawi
Lineage: Eukaryota; Metazoa; Arthropoda; Insecta; Diptera; Drosophilidae
Product: peptidyl-prolyl cis-trans isomerase 5
Exons: 3
Coding region: 68-685 (205 amino acids)
Biological process (GO): protein peptidyl-prolyl isomerization; protein folding
Cellular component (GO): intracellular membrane-bounded organelle
Molecular function (GO): peptidyl-prolyl cis-trans isomerase activity
Source: RefSeq, a predicted model, not a curated record
UAUUUCUCGCUGUCGAGCAGUGCAGUUGUAGUAGCGGGUGCAAUUAUUGUUGAAAGAGUCAAACAAAAUGAAGUUUCAACUGGCUUUGUGCCUAGUCGCCAUUGCGGCCGGCAUUGUGGUUGCUGAUGAAAGCAAAGGACCCAAAGUGACCGACAAGGUUUUCUUUGACAUCACCAUUGGCGGUGAGCCUGCUGGUCGCAUUGAGAUCGGUUUGUUUGGUAAAACCGUGGAGAAGACUGUGAGGAACUUCAAGGAAUUGGCUGAGAAACCACAGGGCGAGGGCUACAAGGGCAGCAAGUUCCAUCGCAUUAUCAAGGACUUUAUGAUCCAGGGUGGCGAUUUCACCAAGGGUGACGGCACUGGCGGACGCUCCAUUUACGGCGAACGCUUCGAGGAUGAGAACUUCAAGCUGAAGCAUUAUGGCGCCGGCUGGCUGAGCAUGGCCAAUGCUGGCAAGGACACCAAUGGCUCACAGUUCUUCAUUACCACCAAGCAGACCAGCUGGCUGGAUGGUCGUCACGUUGUCUUCGGCAAAAUCCUCUCCGGCAUGGAUGUGGUGCGCAAAAUCGAGUCGGGCGCCACCGAUGGCCGGGAUCGUCCCGUCAAGGAUGUGGUGAUUGCCAACUCCGGCACCAUCGCCGUCGCCGAGCCCUUUGCCGUUUCCAAGACAGAUGCCACCGAAUAAGAUGGAAAUUCAACCAGAAGGCGGCAGUCAGGGAGGCAUAACUAAUAACUAAUUAGCUUUUGCAUUUUGCAAAUUUUAAUCGCGUCUUUUUAAACAUAAUCAAUGGAAUUAAAUACUAUCAUAAAAGACUAGAAUCUAGAGUACAUCGAACCAUUUUGUGUGGCCAGCAAUCGAUUUUUCUCAACUCUCACGUUGAGUUUGCAUUUAAAUCUAAUUGAAACAUAAGUUUAAAUUUGUAAUCCAUUUUAUCGUCUAAGCAAGCCAAUAUACUGCUCAAUUAUUCUCAAA